AUGAGAGGGCAAUUUACGCGACAACCCCUUGAUGUAGGAGAUAAAACUAAUGCUGAUCCUGCAACUGGUGAAGAUCAGAAGUCAGCAGCGCCUUAUCAUUCUCCCUUUGGUGGCUACAACUAUUACCCCACCACGCUAUUUAAGCGAGAUGCGUUGCCUGGGCCGUCACCCGCCGAGGAGCCAAGUUUGAAAAACGCCUCCCCGCCUGGGUACGGUGCAGACUUCGGCGGUGGAAAUGGGCGAACUUCUUCUUGGGGGGCACCCCACAUAAAGGUUCAUCGGGAUACCGCCCCAAGGAUCGCUCCAUUGAUGGAUCGCUACAAACGACGUGACUCCGGUCUCACUAGAAAGAGCCUCGAAGGAGACAUGAGUCAGGACUUGCACGAAGGCCCAGGUGCUUCAGUUUCAGCGGCUCUAGCGUCGUCUGGUCCCCUAAAAGGAUCUACGCGGGCUGAUAUAAUGCCGUGUGCAGGCACGGUAGGAAGGAAAGGAAAACGGAACAUUUCCUCAGCCGAAAUAGCCACAGAGCCAAUAGAAUUGAGACGGUGCCGAACACAGCAGUCUCGGCGGAUGACUGCAUCGUGUCCUCCGGCAUUGAAUCAGGACAGCCCAACCUCUAACGGACAGAGGAUUAUACAUGUAGAGAAGAAGAAUGGGGAGACAAAUGCAGAUGCAGCUGCACCGUGCCGUGAUGCGCACUGUAUACAUAGUCGUCAGACGAUACUAGAUUAUGUUGAUUUACAACGUGACUUGCGCGUGUGCCACGCCACGCUCCGUGAUCAGGACACUGAAUUGAGUGAACUGCGGUCGCAGCUUAGUGUACUUCAGGCAGAGAGGGCAGAGUUGGAGUCACGUUUUCAGAUAGAGUUACAGGGAAUAGAAAGUCGCUACGCCGAGGAACUCGCAAAGGAACGAGAAGAGCAAAUGGAGUGGCAGAAGCGUGCCUUGUCAGAGCAGCUAGCGACGUAUGAGCGAGACAGGGAGGAACUCGAGCGACUAAGGAUGGCGUUGGAACAGGAACGGCUGAACCACGACCACACACGCAGUGAAUUGGACGCUGCACAAGAAAUGUGUCUUGCUCUGAAGCAUCAAUUGGAGACUUCUCAACUUGUUGCCGCUGCAUCCGCCUCGCCUUUAAGAAGAAAAGAUUCGGCUGCAGGAAAGACCAGAGAGCAUUUUUUGCCGGAUGCACACUCGCCGACGUCCACGCUCAUGACGCCAACGCCAACGCCACGCCGCCAGCCGCCACCCGUGCCCGCGUCAAGGGAAGACGCGGAGUACAUCUCCGGGGCGGCGGCCUCGACGUUUCCGCUUGUUCGGGGAAAAUCCCAACCCUCCCGUCCAUGUCGUGAGGAGCGGCCAACGGAGCAGGGACCCGUCGGGAACGUGACCGCAACCUCAACCAUCAACGUCAGUGAUCCAUCUGUCGCGCUUUCUGCGGUUCCCGACAUGGACUUGGAUGAGGCCCACUCCUUUUUGGUGCGUCAGGCGGAAGAUGAACACCUUGCAAAACGGGCAAUGCCGUGGGGCAGUGAGGAGUGUGAUGAGGGGACGCAGCGUGAGACGGAGGAGUACACGGAGCGGGAGGGAGGACACUCAAGCUGCGCCACCCGAGACACGACGCUUCCCGCCGCCAGCGUGCAAAGGACGGGCAUCUUGGCGUACGAUGCGUUAUCAUGUGGCCGCUCCUCCACCGAGGCGCUUUCCGAGGCUGCCCUUGCGCUGCAGCCCCUUCCACCGGAGGCAUUCGAUCAGCUUGCGGGGCGGGAGGCUGAUCUCUGCAGGGAGCUUCUGCGUAUUAUUCUUGAUAAGGAGAAUCAAAUUGCCGAACUCACUGCAGCGCGAAUGCAGCCCGGAGAGGAGACGAAGUUGAGCUUUCUAUCGGAGUAA
This is a messenger RNA of Trypanosoma conorhini, 1890 nucleotides long. RefSeq lists its product as uncharacterized. The record is from RefSeq and is a predicted model, not a curated record. Lineage: Eukaryota; Euglenozoa; Kinetoplastea; Trypanosomatida; Trypanosomatidae. The transcript has a single exon. The coding region runs from base 1 to 1890 and encodes 629 amino acids.